Molecule: messenger RNA, 3081 nt
Organism: Hyaloscypha bicolor E
Lineage: Eukaryota; Fungi; Ascomycota; Leotiomycetes; Helotiales; Hyaloscyphaceae
Exons: 6
Coding region: 256-2757 (833 amino acids)
Source: RefSeq, a predicted model, not a curated record
CUCGCACCAAAAUCGCAACAGCCAAACCGGGCGUAAGGCAGCCUACCCACCCCAACCAAAUUUCGAGAUCUCAAAAUCCUCCUCUUUCAACUCUAUUUGCGAUCUGUGGAGAAUUCCUUCACAACUUCCCACGGCCGGGGCAAGGUAUCUUUGGCAUUGGAAGUCAGUACCUCCCCGCUUGCACCGCCAGCAGCCUCGUAUUUUGGGGAUCUCUGCCAUAGCACACCUUUUUUUCCCACCAACUUCACCGCCGCUAUGGAUUUUGUACCAGGACCAUUUGCCGUCUUCCGCCCCGACGUUGCGUUCAAGGAGAGAUGGGGGCUGUUGAAACCUUACCUGCACGGCUAUUACUACGAUGAGAAGCUCAAAUUGUCCCAAAUCAUCAAGAUUAUGAAGGAGCAGUACGGAUUUGACGCGAUUGAGCCACAGUACAAGUAUCAAUUCAAGACUUGGGGAUGGAAGAAGAAUGUCCCAGCAACGAAGAAGGCGGAGAUGUGCGAGAUUGGACGUACGAGAGCAUCUCUCGGCAAGUCGACAGUCAUGAAAUAUAAAGGCCAAGACCUGGAUCUGAACAAACUUCGUCGGUACGCCAAGAUGGCCUCCAGAAAGGAUGUUGUACUCCCAGCCAGCAGGAGUCAAGGAUUGUCCGAUGGAGGUUUCUUCAAUUCUCAGCAUCCGCUUGGAAAUACGAUAUUUCUUCGAUGGAACAUUCCCUACAGAGCAUUCUUUGGGCAGUGCCGGCUCCCCUCGAUCGACCACCCAUCACCUGCGAAAUCAGAUAUAUCCGUCGCCACUCCUCCAGAAGAUCUUGUAGUAUCUUCCAAAGGAAUCUCUUCUCUUUCGAAGACUCUCAACGAAAAGGUUUCCAUCGAUCGGGCUCACCUAUUCCUUGCAGGCAGGAUCAAUGAUCUUGUCAAGUCAAUGGACAGGAGGGAGAAAGAAUCAACUUUCACGUGGCUGAAUCAAUUCUGGCUUUUUGGCUUUCAGACUGCUAAAAAUUGGGGCCGGGGUCCUCGACACUGGACUGCUGACAAUCUUGGCUUCUAUCAACAUCGAGGAUCUGGAACGUUGUCACUGCCUAACACCCCAGGAUUGAAUGCGGGAUCUCCGAUGAUAUCAGAUCCUGGCGAAAAAGGAGCCAAAGUCGGCAUAAAACCGUCGCAAUUGUGUCGAUGGAGCAUACACGUCCCUGACGAAGAUUACGAGGAGGUUCCCUCGCCGCCAGGCGAUGACGAAUACGGUGAUGGUCAGAAUGAAAGUUCCUGGAAGGAAUGGCCACAAUCAUGGGUAAAUCAUCCAAUCGAGGAGAAGAUUGUGGACGCCUUGCAAACCAACAGUUUCAGCAGCCUUUCGGUGGACGAGAUACCGUUUUCUACUGCAAAAGUAGCCAGUGCCGCCAGCAAGUCGCCGAACGAGAUUCUGGUGGAAACUGUGGGUUUCAGUAUUAUUGCCGGCAAUAUUGACCUUCUCGAUACGCUACUCUCCGAGGCACGAAACAAAGCAGUGGAUUUAUCAUCACUGUACCCCUUCCAUCUGGCAAUCAGUUAUCUCCGCGGGUCAAAGACCUGUUGCAACCUUUUGGACCUUCUCCAUUCCGUACCUCUAACAAUUUGGCCAUCGAAAAGUUCUUACAACUCUCUUGGCCACACGACUAUUGACAACCUCAUGAUAACAAUCUUGAAAAGUCAUACGUCCACUACACCAGGGUUUGUCGACCAUGCAUUGGCAACAGAGAACCGCUUCUUGGGCGAGGAGGUCGAUAUCUGUGGGCGAUGGGAUGCUGAUUCAGAGUGCUACCGCGAGAUCUUGGGUUCCGGUGGACCAUCAGUCCCUUUUGAUUGGAAACACAAGUUCUGCCACACAUCUGCCCAGGCUAUCUGCCAUUGCCUGGAUUGCCUUCAUAACUAUUCGGCAAGGUCGCUCGAAACUCCAAGCGGACUUUUCCUUCGAUAUUGCUCGGAGUGCGGUCGGAAGCUACAACUCCUGCCUCUACAUACGCUUGUACUAACCGCUUUUCAACUGGGAAGGAGCGGAUGUCAGGGGGAAGACCUCUUCGGUGCGCUGGCAUGCUUGCUGUGCUUGAUCGACAAUGGCAUUGACCCUUGCCGUACUGCACAUUUCUCAACUGCGGCUCUUUUGGGUAUUGAGAGCAAUGAUCGAUGUUCUCAUGAAGACUUGUCUCCAAUCGACCUCGCCGAACAAGUGCCGGAAUCAAUGACAAAUACAUGGCCACUGCCGGCAAGAAAUGGAUGGCAACUAUUCUGCUUGGUCCUUCGGAAGUCUCACAACGAGCGCAGUCUACAAGAUCUAGAGGAUCGAGAACACGAGUAUGGUGGUCGUUUUACGUCCACGGCAUUCCGAGAGAUAGACGGAAUUGAUAAGUUAUUCUCGGACACAUGCCGCCGCCAUUGGGAAGACGACAUUCCAUCCUGUUUUGGUGGAAGCGCACAGCUCGGACAUAUUUGGGCAUGGGUGCAGGCCGAAUUUCUCUCUUACCGACGGCUUAAGGAGAAUGAUCCAUGGACUUCAGAAUACUUUGACAUGGAAGAAUUACUCAGAAGUUUGCAACUCGGAGACGGCAUAUCUCUUGGAUUUCUUGAGCAUGAUAUGUUGAAACCAUACUGUCGAUGCGGCAGGUUUACAUGGGAUACUCCGCACCGGGAGCAGACUGCCCAGUAUUAUUUUGGGAAUCUUGAUGACUACACAAGGUUGACAGCUAUUCCUCUCCCAGGACGACAGUGCCGACAGUUGGAAUGAAAUUCAAUUUCACGAAAUGUGUACCUGCGCGAGUGCGUACCGAAUUUGCAAAACCUUUUCUUCAGGAAAUGGCUGGUGGUUCGACUGGUCUCAUGUGAGACUAUGUUGUGAUUGUUUUGAUUUAAGCGAGAGCAAAGGCCCUGGGAAAGGGGGAAAGUCACGUGCAUUUUCACAUCUAUGGUUUUCAUUUACAUUGAGCUUUUGAUGCGGACCUGGGCUGUUCUAUUUCACGGGCUUCUUGAUUCUACUCAGUAGUUGCUCGAACAUUCUUGUCACAAAUACCGCGGCCUGGCUGAUGGAGUACUUCAUGCCAGGAUGAAGGCU